Molecule: messenger RNA, 3408 nt
Organism: Arvicola amphibius (Eurasian water vole)
Lineage: Eukaryota; Metazoa; Chordata; Mammalia; Rodentia; Cricetidae
Gene: Grin3a
Product: glutamate ionotropic receptor NMDA type subunit 3A
Exons: 9
Coding region: 1-3408 (1135 amino acids)
Biological process (GO): ionotropic glutamate receptor signaling pathway; modulation of chemical synaptic transmission; monoatomic ion transport
Cellular component (GO): postsynaptic membrane; plasma membrane
Molecular function (GO): transmitter-gated monoatomic ion channel activity involved in regulation of postsynaptic membrane potential; NMDA glutamate receptor activity
Source: RefSeq, a predicted model, not a curated record
AUGAGGAGACUGAGUUUGUGGUGGCUGCUGAGCAGGGUCUGUCUGCUGCUGCCGCCGCCCUGCGCACUGGUGCUGGCCGGGGUGCCCAGCUCCUCCUCGCACCCGCAACCCUGCCAGAUCCUCAAGCGCAUCGGACACGCGGUGAGGGUGGGCGCGGUGCACUUGCAGCCCUGGACCACGGCCCCACGCUCAACCAACCGCGCUCAGGACAGCGGCAGGGCGGGUGCCCAGAGGGAUGAGCCAGAGUCGGGGACGUGGCGGCCACCGGCGCCCUCGCAAGGCGCACGCUGGUUGGGGAGCGCCCUACAUGGCCGGGGUCCGCCUGGCUCCCGGAAGCUCGGGGAGGGCACCGGGGUCGAGACCCUGUGGCCACGGGAUGCCCUCCUGUUCGCUGUGGACAACCUGAACCGUGUGGAAGGACUACUACCCUACAACCUGUCUUUGGAAGUAGUGAUGGCCAUCGAGGCGGGCCUGGGCGAUCUGCCACUUAUGCCCUUCUCUUCCCCAAGCUCACCAUGGAGCAGUGACCCUUUCUCCUUUCUGCAAAGCGUCUGCCACACCGUAGUGGUACAAGGGGUUUCGGCGCUGCUGGCCUUUCCCCAGAGCCAGGGCGAGAUGAUGGAGCUAGAUUUGGUCAGCUCUGUCCUGCACAUCCCAGUGCUCAGCAUAGUGCGCCACGAGUUUCCGCGGGAGAGUCAGAAUCCCCUGCACCUACAACUGAGUUUAGAAAAUUCAUUAAGUUCUGAUGCUGAUGUCACUGUCUCAAUCCUGGCCAUGAACAAUUGGUACAAUUUUAGCUUGUUGCUAUGCCAGGAAGACUGGAAUAUCACCGAGUUCCUCCUCCUUACCGAGAAUAACUCCAAGUUCCACCUCGGAUCUAUCAUCAACAUCACUGCUAACCUGUCUUCCACCAAGGACCUCCUAGGUUUCCUGCAGGUCCAACUGGAGAGCAUUAAGAACAGCACAUCCACGAUGGUAAUGUUCGGUUGCGACAUGGAGAGUGUCCGGCAAAUUUUUGAAAUUUCCACCCAGUUUGGUCUAUCGCCUCCUGGGCUCCACUGGGUUCUAGGAGACUCCCAGAAUGUGGAGGAACUAAGGACAGAAGGCCUGCCUUUAGGGCUCAUUGCUCAUGGAAAAACAACACAGUCCGUCUUUGAGUUCUACGUUCAGGAUGCCAUGGAGUUGGUUGCAAGAGCUGUAGCCACAGCCACCAUGAUCCAGCCAGAACUUGCUCUCCUUCCCAGCACGAUGAACUGCAUGGAUGUGAAAACCACAAAUCUGACUUCUGGACAAUAUUUAUCAAGGUUUUUAGCCAACACUACUUUCAGAGGUCUCAGUGGUUCCAUCAAAGUAAAAGGAUCUACCAUCAUCAGCUCUGAAAACAAUUUUUUCAUCUGGACUUUGCAGCAUGACCCUAUGGAAAAGCCAAUGUGGACUCGCCUGGGCAGCUGGCAAGGGGGAAGGAUUGUCAUGGACUCUGGGAUAUGGCCAGAGCAGGCCCAGAGGCAUAAAACCCACUACCAGCACCAAAAUAAGCUACACUUGAGAGUGGUGACCUUGAUUGAACACCCAUUCGUCUUCACAAGAGAAGUAGAUGAUGAAGGUUUAUGCCCUGCCGGACAACUCUGUCUAGACCCUAUGACUAAUGAUUCUUCCAUAUUGGACGGCCUGUUUAGCAGCCUCCAUAGCAGUAAUGACACCGUGCCCAUCGAAUUCAAGAAGUGCUGCUAUGGGUAUUGCAUUGAUCUGCUGGAACAACUAGCAGAGGACAUGAACUUUGACUUCGACCUCUACAUUGUAGGGGAUGGAAAGUACGGAGCUUGGAAAAAUGGUCAUUGGACUGGGCUGGUUGGCGAUCUCCUGAGUGGAACAGCCAACAUGGCAGUCACUUCCUUCAGCAUCAAUACUGCACGAAGCCAGGUGAUAGAUUUCACCAGCCCUUUCUUCUCAACCAGUUUGGGCAUCUUAGUGAGGACUCGAGACACGGCGGCUCCAAUUGGAGCCUUCAUGUGGCCACUCCACUGGACCAUGUGGCUGGGGAUUUUCGUAGCUCUGCAUAUCACUGCCAUCUUUCUCACACUGUAUGAAUGGAAGAGCCCCUUCGGUAUGACCCCUAAGGGGCGGAAUAGAAACAAAGUGUUCUCCUUCUCUUCUGCCUUGAAUGUCUGCUAUGCCCUUCUGUUUGGCAGAACAGCAGCCAUUAAACCCCCCAAAUGCUGGACUGGAAGAUUUCUGAUGAAUCUUUGGGCCAUUUUCUGUAUGUUUUGCCUUUCCACAUACACGGCGAACUUGGCUGCUGUCAUGGUGGGUGAGAAGAUCUAUGAAGAGCUUUCUGGGAUUCAUGACCCUAAGCUCCAUCAUCCUUCUCAAGGCUUCCGUUUUGGAACCGUCCGGGAAAGCAGUGCUGAGGACUACGUGCGGCAGAGCUUCCCAGAGAUGCAUGAGUACAUGAGAAGGUACAACGUACCCGCCACCCCUGACGGAGUGCAGUAUCUGAAGAAUGAUCCAGAGAAACUAGAUGCCUUCAUCAUGGACAAAGCCCUUCUGGAUUAUGAAGUCUCAAUAGAUGCCGACUGCAAGCUUCUGACUGUGGGGAAGCCAUUUGCCAUUGAAGGAUAUGGCAUUGGUCUCCCUCCCAACUCUCCACUGACUUCUAACAUAUCUGAGCUCAUCAGUCAAUACAAGUCUCACGGGUUUAUGGAUGUGCUACACGACAAGUGGUACAAGGUGGUUCCCUGCGGGAAGAGAAGCUUUGCCGUCACUGAGACUUUGCAAAUGGGCAUCAAGCAUUUCUCGGGCCUCUUCGUGCUGCUCUGCAUUGGAUUUGGUCUCUCCAUCUUGACAACCAUCGGUGAACACAUAGUGUACAGACUGCUGCUACCACGAAUCAAAAACAAAUCUAAGCUGCAAUACUGGCUGCACACCAGUCAGAGAUUGCACAGAGCAUUAAACACGUCAUUUGUAGAAGAAAAGCAGCCACGUUUCAAGACAAAGCGUGUGGAAAAGAGGAGCUGGAGAAGAUGGGGUUGCAGGACAGAAGGGGACUCUGAAUCGUCUCUGUUUCCUAGGUCCAACAUGGGACCCCAGCAGCUCAUGGUGUGGAAUACUUCUAAUCUGAGUCAUGACAACCAACGGAAAUACAUCUUUAGUGAUGAGGAAGGACAAAACCAGCUGGGUGCCCAGACCCACCAGGACAUCCCUCUCCCUCCAAGGAGAAGAGAGCUCCCUGCGUCACUGACCACCAACGGGAAAGCAGACUCCCUCAAUGUAGCUCGGAACUCGGUGAUGCAGGAACUCUCCGAGUUGGAGAAGCAGAUCCAAGUGAUCCGCCAGGAGCUGCAGUUGGCUGUAAGCAGGAAAACAGAGCUGGAGGAGUACCAAAGGACAAACCGGACUUGCGAAUCCUAG